ACAUUGAUGGUAUAAAAUUCAAGUAGGGAGGGAAAAUGUUCAGCCAGACAAAAUUACAAACCGAAACCUCAUCGUCGUCCUCAAGCGACAGUCCAACACGCGAUUCCCCCGAGCACGGGACUACUCGUCUGAUCGAUUACUAACGAUUACCCCUUGAAUUUACAUACAAUUUGUAUUUAGUUACUAUUAGCUACGGCUACCACUAAUGAAUUGAGAGCGCCUACUGCCGUCUGUCACUGCACGAAGAGUUUGCCAAAUAAACUCAACAAGAUAAAAAAUCAUUUGUGAACGGGAGGAAAAUAAUUCAGUGGUUCAAGAGGAAGUGCAUUUUAUUUACACUGAUUGAACUCUCGAUUUGCGAGUGAGGGUGAAGGAUGUCACCGCAGCCGGAAGCUAUUGUUGUGAGAAAUGCGCGAAAAUCCCUCGGAGAUGGAUCCACUAUUUUCGAUGGGCUCAAUAUGACUGUACGGAGGGGCACAAUAUACGGAUUAUUAGGAGCAAGUGGUUGUGGCAAGACAACCCUCCUCUCCUGCAUCGUGGGGAUCCGAAAAUUGGACAGCGGUGAGGUAUGGGUGUUGGGUGGUCACCCAGGAAGUAAAUCCUCAUCAAUACCAGGUCCCCAAGUGGGCUAUAUGCCCCAGGAGAUAUCCCUCGUCCAAGAGUUCACAGUUAUCGGUGCGCUCUACUACUUCGGCCGAAUAAACGGUCUCGAAGACGACGCCAUAAAAUCCCGCUACACCUUCCUCUCCGAUUUACUGCAGCUCCCCCCAAAGAACCAUUUAAUCAAGCACAUGAGUGGUGGCCAACAGCGAAGGGUAUCGUUUGCCUGUGCCCUGGUGCACGAUCCAGAGCUCCUGAUUCUCGACGAGCCGACAGUGGGGCUCGACCCACUGCUGCGCGAGAACAUCUGGAAUUUCCUCGUCAACUUGGCGAGAACGGGUGGUACAACGAUAAUCAUCACGACUCACUACAUAGAGGAGGCUAAGGAAGCCAACAAAAUCGGUCUUCUCAGGUGUGGAAAGCUCCUCGCCGAGGCAUCGCCUGGCAAACUCCUCGCGCGAUGCAACUGCGACUCUCUGGAGGAGGCGUUCCUGCUUCUGAGUCAAAAGCAAAACGACGCACAGGUGUAUCGGCAGAACAGCCUGGUCGACACUGAACUCCAGGAGAUCCGAAACGACAGACAUCCCGACCAAGGCCUCAACCUAUCGAGCAGAGACUACCUUGACAAGGUGUCAGCCCCGAGGAGAGCCCCCUUCAAGCUCAAAAGAAUGAGAAAUCGCAAGUUCCAGGCACUGAUGGUGAAGAAUUGCCUUCAGUUCCUGCGCCAUCCCGGGGGAAUUCUCUUCGCCUUCAUCUUUCCACUGAUCCAAGUCAACUUGUUCUUCAACGCCAUCGGCCAGGAUCCGAAGGAUCUCCUGCUGGCAGUGGUCAACGACGAGGCUGGCGACUGCGCAGGGGGAAACUACCUGGGAGCUGUGAUCUACGACGAGGACGAGGACGUCUGUGACUACGUAGACCUCAGCUGUCGCUUCCUAAGCGGCUUUCAAUCGGCAAUCGGAAGGAGUGAAUUCUACGACGACCAGAAGGACGCGAGGGACGCUGUGAGGUUCGGACAUGCAGUGGGUCUUCUGCACUUCGAUAAGAACUUUUCCAAGAGCUUGCAAGCGCGGCGGGAUCGUUUGGACGUUGAUUCCAACUCCAGUGGGUGGAUAGAGGUCUCUCUGGACAUGGGGGACCGACAGAUAGGAUUGUACAUGAAGAAGACUUUGUUCCAAAGGUUCUUCGACGUUUACGAGGACAUCGUGAGGGAGUGCGGCAUCCCGAAACGCUUCGCUGAUAUCCCUCUCAAGUUCGAAGACCCUGUCUUUGGGAGAAUGGAUCAGAAGUUCUCGACGUUCAUGGCUCCCACUUUCCUUUUGACUGUCAUAUUCUUCCUGUCGACUGCUGUAUCGUCCUCGGUGAUCAUAUCGGAUCGCCACGAGGGAAUUUGGAACAGGAGUUUGGUGCAGGGCGUCACCACGGCCGAGAUAUUGACCGCUCACCUGAUCACCCAGUUUAUGAUCAUCAUCAUUCAGGUGUCUGUGACAAUGGUCAUAAGCUUCUUGCAGUACAACCUCGAGUGCAGUGGCUCGAUGGUUACUGUCGUCUUCAUGAUACUUUUCAUGGGCGUCUGCGGUAUGUGCUACGGGUUCCUGGUGUCUGUGUUGUGCGCAUCACACACCAUGGCGAACUACAUAACCACUGGCAGUUUUUACCCCGUGAUCUUGCUGUGCGGCUGUAUCUGGCCGGUCGAGGGAAUGCCCACUGUCCUACGAUGGCUCAGUCUAGCCCUACCAACUACAGUACCUGGAAUUGCACUGAGGAAUGUUCUGGAUAAGGGCUACAGACUCAAUGACGUUCAAGUCUUUCAAGGCUUUCUCGUCAUCUUCGGGUGGACAACUGUCCUAGUUCUACUGUGCUUCCUUGGCCUCAGGGCCAAAAGCUCCUGAGUGCUCAUAUAAGCUGGACAGAAUGGGGAACUUGCAUGAAGCUCAAUUCUUUCUAAUUCCCCUAUUCACGCGGUCCUCGUUAGCUAACAUAUAAAUAGCUAAACGACGAAAAUUAUGGAGAAAUAUUGUCUAGAUGUUUUAUGAUAAUUAAUUGAAGAUCAGUCGUUUUCGAGGCCAAUUUUUCGGUCAUGACGUCACAAAGACGGUCAGGUAACGCGCGAUUGGUCGGAUAACAAGAGAGUGGGGAGUUGUCGUCCUCCAUUGGCCAAGGCGCAGCGCAAGAUUGAGUUAGGUCGGCUCGAGCCACUCUGUGAUUGGCCCAGCGCUCAAUCGUCUGUGUGACGUCAUUAGCGAUUUUAAAGAAUUUGAAAUCUUCAAAUUUUAACAAUUAAUUAUUAAUUAAUGAGCAAUAUUUCAAACUUGGUGAAUGAUAAAUGAGUUAUUGAGGUCCCAAACUUUGAGACCAGAAAAUUGAAAAAAAUUCAUGCCAGUUCCCUAUUGUAGGGAAUACAAUUAUCUGGAACAUCGGGUUUGUAGUUGAUUUUAUUUAAUUUAGGAUUUUUCGUUGAAUGAAAAUCGUGGAAUAUUAUUUUAUCUAGUCAAGCCCCCGGAGAUGGGAAUUUGCCUCAUAAUUGAUACAUUUGUAUAAUAGAGCAAAAUGAUUUUUACUAAUUGUUGGUUCAAAUUAAAUUUUAUUUUUUAUUGGUAGAUUUGAAGUAGUUAUACGAUGUAAAUAAAUAUUUAUGUGAUAUACAUCUUUAGUUUAACUCA
Molecule: messenger RNA, 3260 nt
Organism: Diachasma alloeum
Lineage: Eukaryota; Metazoa; Arthropoda; Insecta; Hymenoptera; Braconidae
Product: ABC transporter G family member 20
Exons: 3
Coding region: 375-2489 (704 amino acids)
Cellular component (GO): membrane
Molecular function (GO): ATP hydrolysis activity; ABC-type transporter activity; ATP binding
Source: RefSeq, a predicted model, not a curated record